AUGGGUGGCUGCGCUAGCAAGCCCAAGACCUACGAGAAAGAAGACGCCCCCCUGCCCCUCCCUGUUGUCAAGGAGGCCGUAGUGGCGGAGCGGACUAUUGAGGAGAUUCGGGAGGUACCCAUUUCCCUUGGGUCUUUGCUCCUUCAGAAUGAAGCAAAGGAAGAGGCAGCUGAGGAUCAAAAGGAAGUGGGACUUCCAAUUAAGGCCCAAAAUCAAGAGCCCAGUCAAGAAGCUAAGGUGGAGCCACUAAAUGUGGUAGAUGCUGCCCCUCCUAUACCCACCGUUGAGGAAGUGGCAGUGUCCGAGAAAGCCACUCUAGAGUCAGCGCCGGAAGUAGCGCCACAAAAGGCCGCCGUCGAGGCAGCGCCGGCAAUAGCGCCACAAAAGGCCGCCGUCGAGGCAGCGCCGGCAAUAGCGCCACAAAAGGCCGCCGUCGAGGCAGCGCCGGCAGUAGCGCCACAAAAGGCCGCCGUCGAGGCAGCGCCACAAAAGGCCGCCGUCGAGGCAGCGGCAGUAGCGCCACAAAAGGCCGCCGUCGAGGCAGCGGCAGUAGCGCCACAAAAGGCCGCCGUCGAGGCAGCGGCAGUAGCGCCACAAAAGGCCGCCGUCGAGGCAGCGGCCGUAGCGCCACAAAAUGCCGCCGUCGAGGCAGCGGCCGUAGCGCCACAAAAGGCCGCCGUCGAGGCAGCGGCCGUAGCGCCACAAAAUGCCGCCGUCGAGGCAGCGGCCGUAGCGCCACAAAAGGCCGCCGUCGAGGCAGCGGCCGUAGCGCCACAAAAUGCCGCCGUCGAGGCAGCGGCCGUAGCGCCACAAAAGGCCGCCGUCGAGGCAGCGGCCGUAGCGCCACAAAAUGCCGCCGUCGAGGCAGCGGCCGUAGCGCCACAAAAGGCCGCCGUCGAGGCAGCGGCCGUAGCGCCACAAAAUGCCGCCGUCGAGGCAGCGGCCGUAGCGCCACAAAAGGCCGCCGUCGAGGCAGCGGCCGUAGCGCCACAAAAUGCCGCCGUCGAGGCAGCGGCCGUAGCGCCACAAAAGGCCGCCGUCGAGGCAGCGGCCGUAGCGCCACAAAAUGCCGCCGUCGAGGCAGCGGCCGUAGCGCCACAAAAGGCCGCCGUCGAGGCAGCGGCGGCAGUAGCGCCACAAAAUGCCGCCGUCGAGGCAGCGGCCGUAGCGCCACAAAAGGCCGCCGUCGAGGCAGCGGCCGUAGCGCCACAAAAUGCCGCCGUCGAGGCAGCGGCCGUAGCGCCACAAAAGGCCGCCGUCGAGGCAGCGGCCGUAGCGCCACAAAAUGCCGCCGUCGAGGCAGCGGCCGUAGCGCCACAAAAGGCCGCCGUCGAGGCAGCGGCCGUAGCGCCACAAAAUGCCGCCGUCGAGGCAGCGGCCGUAGCGCCACAAAAGGCCGCCGUCGAGGCAGCGGCCGUAGCGCCACAAAAUGCCGCCGUCGAGGCAGCGGCCGUAGCGCCACAAAAGGCCGCCGUCGAGGCAGCGGCCGUAGCGCCACAAAAUGCCGCCGUCGAGGCAGCGGCCGUAGCGCCACAAAAGGCCGCCGUCGAGGCAGCGCCGGCCGUAGCGCCACAAAAGGCCGCCGUCGAGGCAGCGGCAGUAGCGCCACAAAAGGCCGCCGUCGAGGCAGCGGCCGUAGCGCCACAAAAGGCCGCCGUCGAGGCAGCGCCGGCAGUAGCGCCACAAAAGGCCACCGUCGAGGCAGCGGCGGCAGUAGCGCCACAAAAGGCCACCGUCGAGGCAGCGGCGGCAGUAGCGCCACAAAAGGCCGCCGUCGAGGCAGCGGCAGUAGCGCCACAAAAGGCCGCCGUCGAGGCAGCGGCCGUAGCGCCACAAAAGGCCGCCGUCGAGGCAGCAGCAGAACUCACGAAAGCCACCGAAGAGGAGAAGACCACCGAAGCGACACCGUCACCGGCGGUGGCAGUGGCGGCGGCGACAAAAGAAAAAACAAUAGACAAUAUGGGAAAGUAAAUUCGGGUGCCUAUGGAACAUUUAAUUUGUUAACAAUUCCAAAAUUGAUUGAGAACGG
This is a messenger RNA of Cucurbita maxima (winter squash), 2029 nucleotides long. RefSeq lists its product as uncharacterized. The record is from RefSeq and is a predicted model, not a curated record. NCBI's taxonomy places the organism in Eukaryota, Viridiplantae, Streptophyta, Magnoliopsida, Cucurbitales, Cucurbitaceae. The coding region runs from base 1 to 1971 and encodes 656 amino acids. The transcript is spliced from 2 exons.